Messenger RNA from Zea mays, 2618 nucleotides. RefSeq names its product LMBR1 domain-containing protein 2 homolog. Gene Ontology annotation, cellular component: membrane. The transcript has 14 exons. The record is from RefSeq and is a predicted model, not a curated record. The coding region runs from base 144 to 2276 and encodes 710 amino acids. NCBI's taxonomy places the organism in Eukaryota, Viridiplantae, Streptophyta, Magnoliopsida, Poales, Poaceae.
CCUCACACAAAAACGCCAAACAUUUUAAAGCCCCCGCCUCCUUCCCCGCGGAACCAAUUCAUCCCCCCUCUUCUGUCCAGUCCAUUCCCCCAUUCUCUUCUCUUCACGAUUCCGCGGGCGCGGAAGCCCGAAGCGGCGGAGAGAUGUGGGUGUUCUACAUGAUAUCGCUGCCGCUGACGGUGGGGAUGGUGGCGGCGACGCUGCGCUACUUCGCGGGCCCCGCCGUGCCGGCCCACGUCCUCGCCGUCGUCGGCUACGCAUGGCUCUCCUCCCUCUCCUUCGUUGUCCUCGUCCCUACUGACAUCUGGACGGCAAUUUCUGGCAACGGCAAUCAGAAGAGUGACGUCGGGUUCUUUUGGAGCUGGUCGUAUUGGAGCACGUUUAUCCUAGCAUGGUCUAUAGUUCCCACUCUUCAGGGGUAUGAAGAUUCUGGAGAAUUCACGUUCAGAGAAAGACUGAAAACUAGCAUUCACAAGAACAUGACCUAUUAUGCAACUGUUGGAGCUAUCGGCCUUUUUGGAAUCAUUCUAAUUAUAAUAAUGCGCCAUGAUUGGGUCCGUGGUAUCUUGGGCUUUUCCAUGGCAUGCUCAAAUACCUUUGGCUUAGUGACAGGUGCCUUUCUGCUUGGGUUUGGAUUGAGCGAAAUUCCAAGGAAUGUAUGGCGAAGUGCUGAUUGGACUCAUCGCCUACAAUUUUUGUCUCACAGAGUUUCGAAGAUGGCUACAAAGCUUGAUCAUGCUCACCAAGAAUAUUGCAAUGCAAUAUUUGUUGUCCAAGCCACCUCGAAUCAAAUGUCCAAGCGUGACCCAUUAAGACCUUGCAUGGAUAUGAUCAAUAAUACGCUGACUCAAAUGCUGCAAGAUGAUCCAUUAUUCAAGCCUUCUGGUGGGAAAUUAGGGGAACACGAUAUGGACUAUGAUAGUGAUAAUAAAACAAUGGCUACACUCCGACGUCAACUUAGAAAAGCUCACGAAGAGUAUUAUAGACGUAAAAGCGAUUAUAUGACUUGUGUUGUGGAAGCCCUUGAACUAGAAGAUACUAUUAGAAACUAUGAGCAACGUGAUGCUAGCGGAUGGAAAUAUCUGUCAAGUUUCAGGGAAAGUCGAUCAGGCACACUGGGUUCUUUUCUUGACUCUAUAGAGUUCAUUUGGCGCUGUUUACUGAGAAAGCAAUUUAUGAGAGUACUUGCUGUUAUCCUUGGAUGUGUCUCGGCUUCCAUACUGUUGGCUGAGGCCACUUUGCUGCCAAGUGAUGUUGAUCUGUCACUUUUCUCCAAUCUUAUAAAUGCAGGAAAGCAAGAAGUUUUAGUCCAGGUUGCUGCGUUUGUUCCCUUGAUGUAUAUGUGCAUCUGCACAUACUAUUCACUGAUUAGGAUAGGGAUGAUGCUGUUAUAUUCGUUGACCCCAGGACAAACUAGUUCAGUCAGCUUGCUUAUGAUCUGCUCAAUGGUUGCAAGAUAUGCACCACCUAUUUCUUACAACUUCCUGAAUCUCAUUCACCUUGGUGGUAAUGCUAAAACUACUUUUGAAAAGAGAAUGGGAAACAUUGAUGACGUCGUGCCUUUCUUCGGGAGAACCUUCAACAAAAUCUACCCACUCAUUAUGGUUGUUUAUACCCUAUUGGUCGCUGUAAAUUUUUUCGAGCAUCUGAUAGACUUUUUUGGGAGCUUGAAAAGGUUCAAGUGCUGGACUGACCAAGAAGGAGAUAUGGAUGGGUUGGAUCCGUCUGGAGUAUUCAUUCUUCAGAAAGAGAGAAGCUCCAUGGAACAAGGACGCAAAGUCAGUGAGCAUGCAGCUCCACUAGCAAGAAACUUCAGCUGUUUAGGCGAAGACGUCGAAUCUGGAAACAUACCACAGGGUGACGGUACAGUGGAGACGGAGCCGGAACGAACCGCCGCCCAGCCGAAACACGGUGGCGAUGUCGCUCAGAGUCAGAGAUAUUCUCCGGCGAGGGAACAGUGCAGCAGUCCGAAACCAGUGGAGGUUCAGAAGGGGAUCUCAUCGACCUCCAAAUCCAAUGAGCCGCCUUGUGUGAGUGCGGCGGCAGAUUCACCAGCUGAGACGGCCUCAAGGUGGGCCUCAAUGAAGACGGGUUUCCAGAACCUCAGAGCGACCAUGGGCGGCUCCAGGAAGUUCCUCCUAUUGGGCCUGUCUCCUAGGGCCGGGACGAACGAAUCCGCUACGGAAUCACUCGACGAGAUCUUCCGGAAACUUAAGCGGCAUUCGAGCAACGCGGAUGCGAAUCGACUAGACGACGACGACGGAUUACCUUUUUGACCAACGGUAGGGGCAGGGGCAGCAACACAGACGAGCGCAACACUGUUGAGACCGGCAAGGUCUCGUCCUUUCGCUUGGCGUAUCUCUCACGACUCAAGUCUCAAGGUAGCAAACAAGAAAGCUAAAGGCUGGGAAGGAGUAGAGGGUACACUGGAUGGCAGGGACUAGACCAAGGUACAGAACAUAAAGUUUUCUGUAUGUUCGAGGGUAGGCUAGACGUGCCACAAAUAGGACAAAACCCUAAAAAUGUACAGUACGUGCAAGCCCUAGUAUCAUCGGUGGGCUGCCAGAUGUGUUUGUGGUCAUCUGUCACGCUAUUAUCUGAUUGCUUACUUCUGAACA